AUGAUUUGACAUAUAAUGAUUCUAAGAACACCUGCAAAUCACCUAUGCUACAACAUAGGAAGACGAGCAAAUAUAUUAUCCAACCAAAUCUUUUAUCAUAGUUUCAAAGAAAAAUAUAAUGAAUCAAAUAACAUUAAUUUAGACUUUUUACAUCAAAAUGGUCUUCUACAUGACCAAUUUAGCCUCAAUCAAAUCAUCUCCACUUGUGCAAAAAUGGGUUCUUUUUCACUUGGAAUUCAAACCCAUUGCCAGAUUAUUAAAAUGGGGUUUGAUUCAAAUGUAUUUAUCAACACUGCUCUUCUUGAUUUGUAUGGAAAAUGUGGUUAUGUUAAAGAAGCAGAGCAACUGUUUGAUGAAAUGCCUGAAAGAAAUAUAGUGUCAUGGAAUGCUUUAAUUUCUGGUUAUUUGGACACCCAUUACCCUGAAAAUGCGAUUGUGUUGUUUCUUGAAAUGUUGAGAGAGGGUAUUAGACCGACCCCGUCGAGUGUUUCGGCUGUGUUGGUUGGUUGUGCUCAGUUAGAAGCAUGUGAAAUUGGGGCUCAGUUUCAUGGUUUGAGCUGGAAAGUUGGUUUUGCUUUGAAUCUUGUUGUAGGGACUGUUUUGAUUGAUAUGUAUUUGAAGUGUUUUGAUCUUGAGACUUCGAGGAGAGUUUUCGAUCAAAUGACUGAAAGGAAUGUUAUUACUUGGACAUCAAUGAUUACUGGUUAUGCGCAAUACCGGUGUCCUUUUCAAGCUGUGAUUUUGUUCAGGGAAAUGUUGAGGUUGGGAAUUAGAGCUAAUUGUGUUACGUAUACGAGUUUGUUAAGCUCGUUUUCUUGUUCAGAUUACUUGGUUCAUUGUGAGCAGGUACACAGUCAUGUAAUACAUCAAUGUUGUAAGACUAACCAUUACUUGGUGGUAUCGUUGCUGUCUGCUUACUCAGGUUGUAGCUGUAGCUUAGAGGAUUUCCGUAAGUUGUGUUCUAACGUUGUGAAAUGGGAUGAGAUCUCCUGGAAUGCAGUUAUUUCCGGUUUCUCUAAUUUAGGAGUCGGUGGAGAAGCGUUCUCCUGCUUCUCAAGAAUGAGGUGGGCUGGUUUUACUGUUGAUCAUUACACUUUUGCGAGCAUUUUGAAAGGAAUAGGGAGCAUUUCAGGCCUGGAGGAAGGAAUGCUGAUCCAUUGUCUAGCUCUGAAAACAGGAUAUGCUUCUGAAGUUAUCAUACAAAAUGGGCUUCUUUCCAUGUAUACAAAAUGUGGUAGACUUGAAGAUGCCGAGAAAAUAUUCUCAUCAAUGGAGGAACGAGACCUCAUAUCGUGGAACUCACUUCUUACAGGGUGUGCACAUCAUGGUUAUGGUAGGGAUGUGAUUGUAAUGUUUGAAGAAAUGAGGAGAUGUGAUAUUAAACCAGAUCUAACCACAUUCCUUAUUGUUCUUUCGGCAUGUAGACAUGCUGGCCUGCUCGACGAAGGGCUUAAAUAUUUUGAUCUGAUGAAGAAUGACAAUUCUCUAUCACCACCAAAGCUAGAGCAUUAUGCUUGCAUAGUCGACCUGUAUGCCCGUGCUGGUCAUCUACGUGAAGCAGAGGACUUCAUCAACAAUAUGCCAAUAGAACCAGGACCUUCGGUUUAUAAAAGUCUACUGAAUGCUUGCCAACUACACGGUAAUAAGGGACUUGCUGUGAUUUCUGCCAAGAAGCUUGUUGAACUUUGUCCCAACGAUCCUGCAACGUACGUAUUGCUAGCAAAUGUGUUAGCAUUGGAAGGGAAUUGGAAGGACGCAGAGGGACAGCGCAAGCUUAUGUUGGAUAGAGGAUUGAGUAAGAAACCUGGUUAUAGCUGGCUAUAAUUGACAAUAGGGUGGUAUCAUUACCAAUUGACAUGGUUCCAAUUCUACCGCAGUCAAAAACUUGGUAUUUAAGUGAAGAAAGAUAAACGGUCAGGUCCAUUAUCCACUGAGUUUCCAUUCGUGCACCAUUGGCUCUCGGAGAUUUCUCGAUUAUCUUUUUGUCUCAACAAUUGUAGGCUACUAAAAUUGGAACCAAUCUGUACAUACUAGACUCUCAUUUGAUU
This is a messenger RNA of Solanum verrucosum, 2048 nucleotides long. Its product is annotated as pentatricopeptide repeat-containing protein At4g13650-like. The record is from RefSeq and is a predicted model, not a curated record. Gene Ontology annotation, molecular function: protein binding; RNA binding. The coding region runs from base 16 to 1824 and encodes 602 amino acids. Gene Ontology annotation, biological process: RNA modification. The transcript has a single exon. Lineage: Eukaryota; Viridiplantae; Streptophyta; Magnoliopsida; Solanales; Solanaceae.